AUGGACGCCACGAUGCUGCAGCAGCCCUCUCGCCGCGGCAGUGGUCAGGCAUGCAUAUUCCCACCCCUGCCGGGAGGGCAACCAAGCGACGACGAAGCAAGAACAGCGAGCGUUGACUGGCACGAUGAGAUGGCCGCCACCAGGAACGACAUCAACGCUGCUUGGUGCAUCUUGCUCUAUUUGUACUCCGACACCGACGAAGUCUGCUUCGGGUGCCAACGCAGCGGCGAUGGUGGACGAGCGGCUUCCUCUGUCCUAUCUUACACCAUCCGCGAAUCAGACACGCUGGGAGAAAUCGCCACCGCGUUGAGCAACAGUGAUGGAGUACGGGAGAAGCUAGAUUCUUCUUCCAAUGUCUCUUGGAACACGUCUACGCGGUUCACUGCCCAAUAUGACGACAGAAGCAGCGGCAACCAGCAGGGAGACACCGCGACGGGGUUGCUGAUGCUGCUACCGCUGCUGCCGCCGGGCGUAGAUCUUGCUCUGGAUGUCCUCGAAAACCACGACGGCACCAUCAGCAACUACAGGAUGAUUUAUCGUCCGACGCUCAUGUCCGACGACGAAGCCCAGAACGUCGCGGCGACGUUCAAGCACAUCCUGGCUCUCCUUCACGCGAGCCCCGACCAGCAAGUGGCCACCCUCGACCCCAGCGAGAGAGACGUCGACCACAUCAUGGCUUGGCACCCGUAUCCCGGGACUGGCGACUUGAAUCCGGACGCUCGCCUGGUCCAUGAGGUCUUUCGGGAGCAGGUCCGCAGCCGGCCGAGCUGGGUGGCUAUCGACGCGUGGGACGGCCGGCUGACGUACGCCGAGCUCGACGACGCAUCGGACAGACUGCGGGACAGGCUUCGACAGGCCGGCCUCGCUCCGGGAGACGGCGUGCUCCUCUGUUUCGAAAAGUCGGUGUGGAUGUCCGUGGCGAUGCUGGCCGUGCUGAAGACGGGGGCAUUCUGCUCGAGCCUGGACCCGGACUACCCCGAGCAUCGCGUGACGCAGAUCGCCGAAGCAACAGAGGCGGCCUUCUUGGUGGCUUCUCAAGCUCAGCUGAAGAAGCUGAGGGGUUAUGAGAUAUCGCAGCAACUUGGCCUGGUACAGGUCCCGAGCAACAUCGGGGAUGAACACGAACUUGAUACCAUUCUCCAGAACGAAAGUCGCAGAACGAAACAGAAACAAUACCAACAACAACAAACAAGACCCUCCCCCGACAGCACGGCGUUCGUCGUCUUCACCUCCGGCAGCACGGGGGUGCCCAAGGGCAUCGUCGUCUCCCACGCCAACGUCUGCACCGCCGUCGCCGCGCUCGGGGACGCGUUCGGCGUGGACGGCGCCACGCGGACCGUCCAGUUCGCCGCGCACUCGUGGGACGUGAGCGUGCAGGACUACCUGGGCUCGCUGCUGCGCGGCGCCACGGUGUGCGUCCCCUCGGACAACGAGCGCUGGAACGACCUGGAGGGCUACAUGGUCCGGACGGCGGUGAACUGGGCGCACCUGACGCCGACGGUGGCGCGGACGCUGCGUCCCGAGAGGACGUCCAAGAGCCUGCGGACGCUCCUCCUUGUCGGCGAGCCGAUGGGCGACGCGGACAUCGCCGGCUGGGUCGAGGCCGGGACCCGGGCCUUCAACGUCUACGGGUGUACCGAGGCUACCUGGGUGCAAGUGUCCAGACCCAAGACCGGCGCACAAGUCGGCCGCGGCCACGUCAGCGGGUACGGAAUCAACACGAGGGUCUGGAUCGUCCGGCGAGGGGACCAGGCCCUCAGUCCGGUCGGCUGCAGGGGGGAGAUAUGGCUCGAGGGCCCCAUGGUCACUCAGGGUUAUAUCAACGUUGAUCCGCUCCUUGAACAGAGGAGCUUCCCCAACAGGCCGGACUGGGCGGAAAGGCUUCUUGGACGCACACACGAUGACGGCCAACACAGAUUCUACAGGACGGGCGACCUCGGCCGCCUCUGUGCCGACGGCGCCCUCGAGGUCAUGGGGCGGACCGACACCCAGGCCAAACUCGGCGGCCAGAGACUUGAGCUGUCCGAGGUGGAGCACUACCUGAGGGAGGCUUCGGCGUUCCAAGCCGCUUCGGUCUUUAUACCCAAGGCCGGGCCGUUUGCCGGCAGACUGACGGCUGUUUUGGGUGAUCUGCCUAUGGGAGGAAAUAUCGAAGGUGGUCGUCAUCAUCACCAUCUCCAGCUGUCCAAGGACGAGGAGGACGAAGAGGAGGCCCUUGAGUCGCAGCUGGUGCGCUGCUCUCCACCGGCAGCGGCAGAGAUUGCUACGAAACUGGGCAAAGCCCUACCGAGCUUCAUGGUCCCAGCCGCAUGGAUGAGCAUCUCGCGGUUCCCCAUGACGGCAUCCGGGAAGCUGGCACGCUCUCGGAUUCUAUCCCAGCUGGAAACCAUGGCUGGUGUGUCAUACGACUCUGCUCAAGUCGAUGUAUUAUUACCAGAGACCCCGCCUGGCGAUUCGACACCCGGAGAAGAGGCCUUCAUGCAGCACGUCUGUGCCUCUCUCUUGGGUAUCGAACCGGCCAGCGUCGACCUCGGCAAGUCGUUUGUGUCGCUGGGGGGCGACUCCAUCAGAGCGAUGCAGAUCGUGGCACGGUACCGGGCCGUUGGGAAACGCAUCACGGUCGGACAGCUCUUCAACAGCCGAUGCCUUCUCGAAGUAGCCGCCCAGGUUGAGGGGUUACAAGACGUUUUGGCCGAUAGUAAGAGGGAAUAUGGGACUGAUGAGGAUCAGCAGCCCAGUGAACAACAAGCAGUCAGUGUCAUGCAGGGAUCAGCAGUCCGGCAGCAGAUAGAGCACAUAGGAGAGGCUCUCUUGUCCCUGCCAACCAUCAACAGCCUCGACGACGUGAAAGAUGUGUUCCCGCUGUCCCCGAUGCAGGACUCGCUGGCGCUCAGCCUCGCGCGGCUGGGAGGCCGGUUCUACAUGGACGAGUUUGUCUGGGAGGUUCAAGCGGCGGACGGCUCUCGAAUCGACAUGGACCGUCUCGGACAGGCGUGGGAGGCGGUGGUCGCGCGCCACCAGGCUCUCCGGACGGUGUUUGUCGAGGCCGAGGUCGACGCUGACUCCCUGGACAGGACGAUGACAGGAUCGAGCAUGCCGUUAUAUCAGGUGGUACUCCGACGGAGCCCGGCAAGCUGCCAAAGGGUGCGGGCUAUGAGUGACGACGAUGUACCACACGUUGCGCGGGAGCACCCUCGACUGCUGGAUACCCUGAGCCAUCACCAGCUCAUCCACGCCGGCCUCCCUACGCACAGCAUGUUGAUGGUCUACCACGACGGCGACGGAGACGGUCGCGGCAGAGUCUGGUGCAGGCUCGAGGUGAGCCACCUGGUGGAGGAUGCAAUGUCCAUCCUGCCGCUGCUCCGCGACGUCUCCCUCGCAUACCGGUAUUCCACCGAGGGCCCCGGUCCGGGUUCCGGCAUCGGCUCACUGACGGUUGGUGGCGAGUUCGUGCGGUACAUCCGCAACCGGGAGAGGCACGAAGCAAGCCUGGCGUAUUGGAGCUCGCACUUGGAGGGCGCCCAGCCGUGUCUGUUCCCCAGUCUCGUCGACUCGAGCAGGGAGUCGAAACCGGAGCAUGUAAGUGACGACGUAUCUUCAGGCGGACGACACCAAGAGCAACGCGUCGUACAAGUCGCACUCAACGACACGACGCAUGGCCUGCAGCAGGCGGUGGCCCGUCUGGGCCUCACGCUGCCGACCUUCUUCCAGACGAUCUGGGCGCUGGUCCUCCACAUCUACUCGGGGAAAAUCGACGUGGUCUUUGGCAACGUCGCGUCAGGGCGGGACGUCCCCGUGCCGGACAUCGAGGAGGCCUUUGGGUCCUUCUUGGGUAUCCUGGUCUGUCGAGUGGACCUCGGCCGUGAACGACAGAAAGAUGAUGAUGAUGAUGACGACGCUGGUGUCGAGACGGAAGAGAGCGGCUCGCCGCAUGGCCCGACACUUCUCGGCAUUAUGAAGGAAAUCCAGCGAGCCACGAUCGAGGGGAGCAGCAAUCAGUCAUGUUCCCUCGCGGAGAUGCAGGAGGCGGCCGGUCUCCUCCGCGACAGGAGCUCCAGGGUUCCGCUGUUCAACUCGGGCAUCUCGUGCCGGCCGCUCAUCACGGAGAGCGACCAGGAGGACUUUGCGUUGCGGUUCCGGCAGGUGGAAAGCAGGGAACUGACAGAGAUGGACCUCGCCCUGAUCGUUGAGACGGGCCAAGAUAAAAUGAGCGUCUACCUGCAAUACCAACCAUCGUUCAUGAGCGACGCGGCGGCGGCCAACGUCGCCGAGACGGUCAGCCACCUGGUCACGGAGGCCCUGCUCAACCCCCGGAGGAGCGUCCACGACGUGGGAAAGGUGAGCCCCCGAGACCUCGCGCAGAUAUGGGACUGGAACAGGGAGUGCGUGCCGCCCGGCGAGGAGGUGAUGCACUCCUUCGUGGAAGAGAGGAUGCGGGCGAGCCCCGGACGGCAGGCCGUGUGCAGCUGGGACGGCGACAUGACGUACGGCGAGCUGGACCGCGCCACCGGGUGCGUUGCGCAGUACCUUCGGGACUCGUGCGGCGUCGUGCCGGACGGCGUCGUGCCCAUCUGCUCCGAGAAGUCGAUAUGGGCCGUGGUGGCCAUGCUCGGCGUCAUGAGGGCCGGAGGGUGCUUCGUGAUGCUGGACCCGGGUCAUCCCGACUCGAGGCUGCUCUCCAUCGUCGAGCAGGUCCGUCCGCGCGUGAUGCUGUCUUCGUUGGGGCAGAGGGCUCGCCUGGAACGGUGGGCGAGAGACUUGGAUCUGUCCAAGUCCAAGGAUGACGGCCCUCCCUCUCCUAUAUCAGUGCAAGUUCUGGCCAUCACGGACGACUGGAUCAAGCGGCGGAUGGCCAUGACCGAGAUCUCCGGCCUUGCGAUAUGUAUAUGCCCCGAGGUCCGGCCCCGGCACGCCAUGUACGUCCAGUUCACGUCCGGCACGACGGGGGCGCCCAAGGGGGUCGUCAUCUCGCACCGCAACUUCGCCACGGGCUUCCGGCGCCACUGCGCGGCCACCGAGGUGUGGCCUCACACGCGGGCGCUGCAGUUCUCGGCCUACAGCUUCGACUCGAGCGUCGGGGAGAUUCUCACGACGCUGGCCGUGGGCGGGUGUCUCUGCAGCCCCUCGGAUGAGGACCGCAGCAUGGCCAUCGUCGCCUUCAUCGCGCGCUCCGGCGCCAACUGGGCCGCCUGGACCCCUUCCUUCGCCUCCCUCAUCGACCCGGACGACGUGCCGAGCCUGGACGCCAUGUGCCUGGCCGGCGAGCCGCUGUCGGCGUCGCUCGUCGACCGGUGGGCGGACCGCGUGCGCAUGGUCAACAUCUACGGGCCGAGCGAGUGCAGCAUGGCCUCGACGGUCAACAACCCGGUCACCCGGGACUCUCUCCCGUCCAACAUCGGCCGGGCCCACCGCUCCGUGACGUGGAUCGUCGACGAGGACGACCACGAGCGCCUGCAGCCCAUCGGCGCCGUGGGCGAGCUGCUGAUCGAGGGUCCCGUCGUGGCGGACGCCGGAUACCUCGGCCGCCCGGACGUGACGAGCCGCGUCUUCAUCGGGGCGCCGUCCUGGCUGCGGUCCGGGCCGCACUCCCGCCCCGGCGCGCGCUUGUAUAAGACGGGCGACCUCGUGCGGUACAGCUCGGACGGGAGCAUCAACUACGUCGGCAGAAAGGACACGCAGCUCAAGAUCCACGGACAACGCGUCGAGGUGGGUGAUAUCGAGCAGCACCUGCGCGUGUGCAUGGCCCAGAUCGUUCAAGGUGGAAUAGGAGUGGCCUCGCCUCCUCCUGUUGCCGUCGAGCUGUUGCACAAGCAGGAAGAGCAGCAACACGGAUCGGAGGUGCUGGCGGCCUUUAUUGUUGUUGGCGAUGGCGAUGGUUAUGCCGGCGAGAGCAGGGAUGCUUCGUGUGUCAGCGAUGGGAACAGGAGACAGCAGGACCGGGAUCGAGGCAGAACUUCCCUGGACUUGGUUGCUUCUGACCCCCGGGCCCUGGCCGGGUUCCGGUCUCUCGUCGAGCGGAUCCGACGCUCGACGCUGCCGUUGCCGUCGUACAUGAUACCGCGCAUCUUUGUGCCGCUCAAGACUCUGCCGACCACCACGGCCGGCAAACUGGACCGCCGUGCUCUCCACCGGGUCGCGGCCGACAUGGGCCGGCAGCGUCUCGUCGCCUUUUCCGUUCAGCCCGAGCCGGGAAGCGACAACAGUGGCAGCAGAAGCAGCAGUGAUGCUAUGAUAACCGACACUCGGGCGGAAGAACAACAGAACCCAAGAGACUCCGAGCCCUCCUCGGUGGAAGACAUCGUGACGGGCUUCGUUGCGAGGCUGCUCGGACUGGACACGGUUGGCAUUCAUGACGACUUCUUCAACCUGGGCGGCAACUCGGUGGUGGCCAUCCGGCUGAGUGGCAUGGCACGCAGACACAACCUCGCUUUGAGCGUGGCAGACAUCUUUGAGAAGCCUCGUAUCAUCGACAUGGUGGCCAGGAUCACCAACAUUAACGUCGUCGGGGAAGAUUCUCGUGUCACCGGCAACGGCUCAGUACACCCGCAAAAGGACCAGCAAGACGUGACGCCGCCCCCGUUCCAGCUGCUCUGUAAGAGUAGUGUACUUCCACCAGACACAUCAUCAUCAUCAUCAUCCCUCGACGAGUUCGUCCGCAGCGUUGCCACGGAAUGCGGCAUGGCCGUCGCCGAUAUCGAGGACGUGUUCCCGUGUACGCCCCUCCAGGAGAACUUGAUGGCUAUCUCGACACGCCGGACAACAACGACGACGAGUCUACAGCCGUACGUCACCCAGCAGGCCUUUCUCCUCUCAGAUCGAGUGGACGCGGCGCGCCUGAGAGCAGCCUGGCGGGCCACACUGAGCAAACACGGCUUGCUGCGUAGCCGCAUCGUCUCGACGCCUCGUGGGGGGGUGCUGGUGAUGGCCAAGAAGCCAGAUCCAUCGCAGUGUACCAUUCAUCACCACGCAGGCUCUCUAGAGAGCUACUUGACCGAGCAGCAGACCCAGGUGCGUUUCGACUACGGCGGCCCUCUGAUCCGUGUUGCCUUUGUAUACUGUUCCGAGGCCGAAUCCAGUAACAAGCAUCGAACCACUGGCCGGACCAACGGUGAAAGCCGUGGAUACGUCAUCUUCCGAGCCCAUCACUCCAUCUAUGACGGGUGGUCUCUUCAGUUGAUCUGGGACGAGGUCGCGUCGGUCUACAGUCAACCCCAACCCCAUUCCCACACGUCCAUCAACCGUAACAUGAUCAACAUGGACACGAACAAAGCGACAUCCAGUCCAUCUUUCCAGACCUUCGUGAGCUGGGUACAGCAGGCUACCGGCGAGGAAUCGGAGAAGUUCUGGCGGGAAACACUGGCCGACGCGGACGAGGAAGACAGCAGCACCCUGUUCCCGGCCGUCCCAGCCGGGCAUCAGCCCUUGGCCCGCGCAAAGCUCACCCGUGUGCUUCCUCGACGGCCCCAGACCCCCCGGCACUACUCGGACUCGAGCGUCACGGUGCCCACGCUGGUCCAGGCGGCCUGGGCUCUCGUCCUCGCCCUCUACGGCGGCACGACGUCGGUCACCUUCGGCGCGGUCCUCUCCGGCCGGGACACGCCGAUGCCGGGCAUCGAGCAGCUCGUCGGCCCCACCAUGGCGACCGUGCCGCGUCACUUCCGGGUGCGCCGCGAUCAGAGCAUCGCCGACUUCCUCUCUCACGCCCACCGGACCGGGCUGGCCAGCACGGCACACCAGCACCUCGGGCUCGACGGCAUCCUCCGGCUCGGGCCCGGGCCCCGGGCGGCCUGCGACUUCCGGUCCGUCGUCGUCGUCCAGCCCGCCGAGUACUCGGACUCGCUGUCCGGGGCCCAGGCGAGGAUCGGGAUCCGCAACGUCGACGACGAGGAGCACAACCCGGCCGCCGACGACGCCUUCCACCCGUAUCCCCUCAACGUCGAGUUCUCGCUCUUGCGGGACGGCCGCGUCGCCGUCGAGGUCCGCUUCGACCCGGACUGUGUCGAGGAACACCGCGUGGACAGCAUGGUUCGCUGUUUCGACUCGCUGUGCCGUGGGAUCGGACAGUCUGCUCCAGAUGACACGCUCGCCAGCAUCAUGCAGGAUUUGCAUGAUGACCUUGGAUCGGCAGUGUCGUCCCCGAGUCCGUUCGUACCCUUCACGGAACACUACAGCCGCAUGGGAGACGUGGUCGCCUACCGGGCAGCACGACGACAGGACAGCCCGGCGCUGGUCGCCACGGGAGCCUCGCUGACGUACCGGGAGCUCGAGACCCGGGCCACCCGGCUUGCCCGCCGGCUUCUUGCAAGCAGACACUGUCUUUCGACGGAGGCUGGUGAUGAUGAUGACGGUAGUACGGGGGACAACACAAAAGACCGGUUCGUCGCCAUCUGCAUGCCCAAAUCCCCGCUCGCCGUCGUAGCGAUGCUGGCCAUCUGGAAGGCCGGCGCGGCGUUCACGCCCCUCAACACGUCCCAUCCGCCCUCGCGGCUGACGAGCAUCGUCACCCGGGCCGGAGCCUCGCUUGUUCUCUGCUCGCGCUCCACGAGCACCGUCUUUGAUGGUGUUGAGGGAGUCGAAGUCUGGGUGCUCGAGGAAGAGUCCCUGUCUCUUGACGACGCUUCCGUGGCUGAGGAGGAUGAAGACGAUUACUACGUCCUCCCACAUACUGCACACGCAAACGCUUAUAACAACAACACGAACACGAACAACAACAACAACAACAACACAUCCAUACGCAAAUCACCCCACCCCGACGACGCCGCCUACCUCCUCUUCACCUCGGGAAGCACCGGCGAACCGAAAGGCGUCGUCGUCCAGCACCGGGCCCUCUGCAGCGGCAUGGCCGCCCAGGCGGCGGCCAUCCGGUGCACCUCGGAGACGCGCAUGCUGCAGUGCGCCAACUUCGCCUUUGACGCGUCCAUCCUCGAGAUCUUCGCGCCCCUGAGCGUCGGCGGCUGCGUGUGUCUGCCGGACGACGCCGAGCGCAUGGCGGACCUGGCCGGUUUCAUCCGCCGGCACGACGUCAACGCCUGCACCUUCACGCCGUCCCUGCUGCGCCUCCUCGACCCGGCCGACGUGCCCGGUCUGCGGACCAUCGUCUCGGGGGGCGAGCCGCUGACGAGGACGGACAUUGAAGCCUGGCUCGGCCGUCUUCCGCACGGGGAAGAGCGGCAUAUGUACAACGUCUACGGCGUGACCGAGGCCUGUGUCGUCUCGGCCGCCAUGCCCAUGGCCCUGUCUACCAGCCCGCGGACGGUGGGAUACCCCGUCGGAGCUUCGCUGUGGCUUGUCAGUCCCGUGUCCGGGAUGCUCGCCCCGCCUGGGGCCGUCGGUGAGCUGUUCUUGGAGGGGCCGGCGUUGGCGCGCGGGUAUCAUGAAGACCGGCCAAGGACCCAGACCUCCUUCGUUGACGACCCGGCGUGGCUCGUCGACGGUGUAAGCCGGCCCCGGCCAACACGCGUUUACCGUACCGGCGAUCUGAUGUACCGCAACGGCGACGGGUCGCUGUCGUUCCUCGGGAGAAGAGACGGGCAGGUCAAGAUCCGCGGCCAGCGCGUCGAACCGGACGAGGUUGCCAACAUGAUCCGCGGCUGGAUAUCAUCGCGACGGGCGGCGUCCUCUACACCACUACUCCUUCUCCCCAACGCCGCUGUCACGUCGUUCCGCCCUUCCGACUGCCUCGUGGCCGUCAUCCCCAGCUCACAGCCGCUGCAGAGCGGCGGUGACGGCGAUGAUGAUGAUGUCGAAGAGUACCACCCCGUCUACGACGUCGAGGGUGUGGCGUGUUCUCUGGCGCUGCAUUCUGCCCUGGCAACGUCUGCCGGUCUCGGCAACAAGUCCGGAGCCGCCCUUCACGCCGGCCAACAACGACAACAACAACAACAACAACAACAUUCGGCCUUGUCUCUCGAAGCCGCAGAGCUGGAUGCUUAUUUGCGCCGUCGGAUUCCCGAAGUCAUCGUCCCCAGGGCCUACAUAGCCGUCAACUCCAUGCCCGUCACACCGUCGGGGAAGCUCGACGCGCGCUGGGUCCAUAGGUGUCUCGAGACGCUCGUAGCGAAACACGGACUGGUGUUUCGAGGAUCGGCAACGACAACAUCGUUAUCGUCUACUUCAAUGAUAGAUGCUGGUCCGGGGAUUACAGCAACACACCAUCUGUCGGGGGACGCAAGACUCCUCCAAGAGUGCUGGGCCGAGGUUCUCCGCGUCCACCCGGCCACUCUUAUCGGAGAGGAGGCCGACUUCUUCCACAUGGGAGGCAGCUCCGUCACCGCCAUCCGCCUCAUCAGUCUGCUGCGCAGCCGUGGACGACUACUAACUUACGAGGCCGUGGUGAUGCACUCCCAGCUGGGCGACAUGGCAGCCACUCUGAUGCCGCUGGGAGGGGAGCAGCUCUUGUCACAACAGAAUGGUGAACAUCUCGGAGUCCCCCGUCCUUUUGAGAUGGUUGGAGGGGACGGGGCAAAGCUCGACUCGAUUCUGGACGAACUGAUGCUACAAUACGGCAUAGACCGAGCCCGGGUAUGCGACGUCUACCCUUGCACUCCGAUGCAAGAGGCCUUCAUGGCCAUGAGCGUCAUGCACCAGGGAGCGUACGUCUCCUUCCAGACACUCGAGGUCCCGGCCGGGCAAUUCACAAACUUUCAAUCGGCGUGGCACUCGAUCCACCAGCGCCACGAGCUGCUCCGGACUCGCAUCGUGCCCUGGCUCGGCGGCGAGGAUGAAGCCACCAACUUGCAGGGCCCGCUCCCUUCUCCCAGCACAGCCUUGCAGGUCGUUAUCGCUCCCAAGUAUGAAACACAAGAUGCGUAUUGGCGACGGGCUCCAGAUGUGGACAGCUUCGUCCGCGAUGUCAACGAGAGUCACGGGUAUGGUGAGCGGCUGGUCAAACUGGCCUGGGUGAUGGCGGAGGAGGAGGAGGGGGGAGACGAGAAAACGGUCCAAGUCAUCAUUGCCGCACACCACGCCGUCUACGAUGGUUUCUCCAUGGCCAUGCUCUGGCAGGAGUUGGGAGUCGAGAUGGAAACCCUCGGAAAACGCACCUACAGCAGCACCGCCGGGGGAGUUGUCGAUGCUUCAGUCGCGCCGAGGAGACCGCCUUUCAGCACUUAUAUCCGGCACUUGUGCCUCCUGAGCCAGACUGACGAGCCAAUGGUCUUCUGGAGGGAGACGCUUCGCGGGGCCUCGGAUGGCAAACUUUUCCCGAUGGUGUCAUCCCCCGUUUCCUUGUCAUCGUCGGCGCCGGACUCGGACCCGGACCCGGACCCGGAAGACCGGCGGCCGGCGGCGUCAUCCACCCGGAGCGGAACAGCCGUCCUCGGCAACAACAAAUCCCGGUCCAAAUUCCGGCUCGUCGACCUGGCCCACGCCGCCUGGGCCCUCACCGUCUCGCACUACACCGCCAACCCAGACGUCGUCUUCGGCGUCAUCUCGUCCGGCCGCGAGUCCAUCGCCGGGUUGCCCGAUCUGGACCCGGCCGUGCUCGCCGGGCCGACGAUGGCAUCCGCGCCCCUGCGGCUGCACGUCGACUACGCACGGCCGACGCACGAUUACCUCGACGAUGUGCGGCAGAAGGGGCUUGACCUGGCGCGCUUUGCCCACGUUGGCCUCCAGCGCAUCUCCCAGGCCAGCUCGGACGCCCGUCGUGCGUGCCGCUUCGAGAGCAUCGUCGUCGUGCAGCCUGCGUCGCCGUCUCUGUCUAUUUCACCCUCAGAAGCUGUCUCUGAAGACGCCGUCGAUGUCGAGAAAUUCCUGUCCGGCAUCAAACAAGUACAAACACCCGCCAUGUAUCCCCACCCCCUGAUGGUGGAAUGCGUGCCGCUGCCACCGAACGACGCCGGGCACCGAGAGGUCCGCGUCAACCUCGGCUACGAUCCGCGCAUGGUCGCUCACGAGCUCGCGCACCGGGUUCUGCUGACGUUCACCGGGAUCAUGUCUCAGCUUGCAAGAGACGACGCCAUGGAUGUGCCCCUUAGCAACCUGCGAGGCUUGUCAGCCGAAGACGAGGCUCUUCUCCUGGAACGCGCAAGACUCCACACGCCUAAGUCAGUCGAGGCGUGUGUUCAUGACUUGGUCCGCCGCCAGACGGACUUACACGCCAACGAUGUAGCGGUCGAUGCAUGGGACGGGGCCUUGACCUACGCCGAGCUGACGGCGGCGUCUGUACGCCUCGCGAGCAGGCUGAGGGACAAGUUCGGAGACUGCCGCGGCCGAGCAUUCCCGAUACUGUGCCGCAAGUCGAAUGGUACUGGUAUUCGGUGUGUAGACAUGGAGCGGUGUCAAGGUAACCCAGAAGAGGAAGGAGAAACGCCAGACCACGACCCUAACCCUAACCCUACAUCUUCAUCGACACCAACACCAUCAGAUCUGGCGUACAUCUUGUUCACGUCCGGCAGCACCGGGACUCCCAAGGGCGUCAUGGUCGAGCACAGGUCGCUCAGUUCGUCGCUCGUGGCCCUGGGGAGCAGCCACGACAUGACGCCGGCCACGCGCACGAUGCAGUUCGCCUCGUACGCCUUCGACGCCAUGCUGGUCGAGAUUUGGAGCACCUUGGCCUUUGGCGGCUGCGUGUGCGUCCCGUCGGACCAGCAGAGGAUGAACGACAUCACCGGCUUCAUCACCACUGCCCGCGUGAACCACCUCUUCUGCACGCCGUCCCUGUCUCGGACGAUCCCACCGGACGCCGUGAUGCCGUGGCCGCUCCAGAAGGUGAGUCUCGGCGGCGAGGCCAUGUCCCAAGGCGACGUGGACCGUUGGUGUUCGCGUGGUGCUUGGCUGUCCAACGGCUACGGACCGACCGAGGCUUGCAUCGCGUCGACGGUGCAGGUCAUGACCCAAGCCACUCCCAUCGGCACCGUGGGCUUCCCUCUGGACAGUUGUAGACUCUGGGUUGUCAACCCGCUCAAGCAGCAGCAGCAGCAACAAGAUGAUCAAGAAUAUCAUCCCGGCCAAUACGAGCUGGCACCCAUCGGAGCCAUCGGCGAGCUGUACAUCGAGGGCGUCAACGUGGCCCGCGGCUACCUCCACGACGACGCCAAAACAGCCGCCGCCUUCUUGGAGAGGCCGCCCUGGCUCGAUGGGCGGCGGAUCGAAGACAGCGACGGCACCACGCCCGAUGACGAGAAGCAUCACAGGGUGUACCGCACCGGCGACUUGGCGUACUACAACCCCGACGGGAGCUUGCGUCUGGUGGGCCGCAAGGACGCGCAGGUCAAGCUGCGCGGCCAGAGGGUCGAGCUUGGCGAGAUCGAGGAGGCCAUCCGUCAACGCAUCCCGCCGUCCAUCACGGUGGCCGUCAGAUCGUUUGAGACUGCCGGCCAUGGUGACAACAGGGAGGAGGAUGAUGAUGAUGACGAUGGCACCGGACGCUUUUCUGACAGCGUGACAAAGGCCCAUCCUCGGUCGUCCAUGUUGCUGGCCGCUUUCGGGGUCGGUGCAAGUCCCGGCGAUGAUGAUGAUGCCGCCGGGGAACAACGAGGCACGUCUGUGGUUAAGGACUCAGACACGCUGCUGGCCAUGCGUGAGAUGAUCUCCCGUCUGCAACAAGACCUCCGGGCGGUUCUGCCAACGUACAUGGUGCCCGAUGGCUAUGUGCCUCUCCAGUCACUGCCCUUCAACAGCUCGGGCAAGCUGGACGAGAGGGCCUUGCGGGAGUGCAUCGGCUCGCUGACCCCUGACUUGAUCGCCUCCUUCUCGUCAACAUCUUCCGGCUUCCCUUCUUCUUCUUCAGACGCGACGCUGUCAGAGGACGGGCCGCUGUCGAAGCACGAAGCGCUCCUCGCCGGCCUCUGGAUGCGUCUCCUCUCUGCGUAUUCCACCCCCGAAGAGAGCAGCAGCAGCAACAGCAACAACAAAAACACCACCACCACAAGAACCACGUUGAGGCGGGGAGAUGACUUCUUCAAGUUGGGCGGCGACUCCAUCACGGCCAUGAGACUGGUUGCCCUGGCGCGGCGGUACGAUCUCGGGCUCACUUGGCGAGACAUUGUCACCAAUCCCACGCUGUCCGCGAUGGCGGGUGCCAUGAGAGUCAACACAAGCACAAACGACGACGAGUCGAUUCUUGCAGAGACGUACCACGGAGCUGCUGCUGACGAAUGGAAGGCCGAGGCGUUCAAGGCCGUCCACGACGCACGAUGCCUCCCGGCCGGGGUAGACCUCGUCGACGUUCUCCCUCCGACACCCGUUCAGGAGGACUUCAUGAACGCCACAGUAUCGUUCCCCGGCGCCCACGUCUCGAGCCUCGUCUUCACCCUCGACGACCCAUCUCUGGACGUGGCCCGGCUGCAGUCGGCCUUUGACCGCUGUGCCGUCUGGUUCCCGAUUCUCCGUACCCGCCUCGUCCGGGUGUCCAUGCCGCCGCGGCCCCGUGUUGGCGCGACGUCUGACGACGACAUUGGGCACGACGUGUUGGUACAGAUCGUCGUUGCAGAGCCGCCGGCCUGGACAAUCACGUCUUCCGGAUCACUAGAGGAAGCACUCGAGGCGGAAGCGAGAACGCCGCCCGGCCUGGGACAGGCCCUCUCACGACUCCGCGUGGUACUACAACAGCCGGACUCGGGUGAAGACAACACAUGCGGAGGAGGACGUCCCACGCACCUCAUCUGGACGCAACAUCACUCUUCCUACGAUGGAUGGAGUGUGCGGCUGCUUCUCGAGCACGUCGUCAAGGCCUACGUCGACGAGGCAUAUCAGCCGCCGCUGCUGAGCGACCACCUUACCUUCUCCGCGUUCGCCACCCAUGUCCGCCGCCUCAACCAGUUGACGUCGUCGCUGGCGUUCUGGUCGGCGUAUCUCGAGGGCGCCAGGCCGCGUUCCCUCUUCAACUACGACCGUGUGGCCGACCCGCGCAGGUCACAGACGAUGAAGCGUCGAGUACCGCUGCCAGCGUGCGAGAAACGAGAGGGCAGCACCGUGACAACCGCGACGUACAUCGUCGCGGCGUGGGCCACGGUGGUCGGCCGUCUGACCUCUUUACCGCAUGAUGUCACGCUGGGAUACACUCUGAGCGGGCGCGCGGGACCGCUCGCGGGGAUCGAGGGCACCGUUGGCCCGGUGCUGAACAAGAUCCCCCUGCGCAUCCGCGUUGCAGAAGACGAGGGGGAGAAGGCAACUGCCAAGCCGCCGGCCUUCUCGGCCGUCGUCGAGGCGACGCAGAAGGCCCUCUUGCUGGUGUCGGAUCGUGCAGACCGUCCUCGAGACCUCGAAGGCCACGUCCCCGGGAACGUCAAGAACCUCCCCCUGGAUCUUGUCGUGCACCCACGGGGCACUUCCGGGGGCGUGGAUCUGCUGCCGGGGGCCUCCAUCGGCUUGCGGGCGUCUAGGGCGCGACUGGCGGCUCCCGCGCCGGGGGCCUUUAGCGUCGAGGUGGCCAUCUCGGACGACGGGAUCGAAGUCGUCGCGCUGUGGGAUGAACGGGCGGUUACAAGGGAGGUGGUCGACGACACGGUGGAUGAUUUUGCGGCUUUGCUUGUGGGAUGA
Messenger RNA from Colletotrichum higginsianum IMI 349063, 15480 nucleotides. Its product is annotated as Non-ribosomal peptide synthetase. Lineage: Eukaryota; Fungi; Ascomycota; Sordariomycetes; Glomerellales; Glomerellaceae. Gene Ontology annotation, cellular component: cytoplasm. Gene Ontology annotation, molecular function: phosphopantetheine binding; catalytic activity. The record is from RefSeq and is a predicted model, not a curated record. The transcript has 5 exons. Gene Ontology annotation, biological process: secondary metabolite biosynthetic process; amino acid activation for nonribosomal peptide biosynthetic process. Bases 1 to 15480 code for a protein of 5159 amino acids.